GACAGUGCCACCACUGGGGACAGGGCAGGCAGGGACAGUGCCACCACUGGGGACAGGCUGGGCAGGGACAGUGGCACCACUGGGGACAGGCCAGGCAGGGGUGGUGGCACGAUCAGGGACAGGCUGGUCAAGGGCAGUGGCACUGUCCCCAUCAGGGACAGGUCACCCAGAGAUGGUGGCAGUGGGGACAGGCCUGUUAGUGGCAGUGCCACCACUGGGGACAGGCCAGGCAGGGGUGGUGGCAGUGUCCCCAUCAGGGACAGGUCACCCAGAGAUGGUGGCAGUGGGGACAGGACAGGUAAGAGCAGUGCCACCCCUGGGGACAGGCCAGGCAGGGACAGUGGCAGUGUCCCCAUCAGGGACAGGUCACUCAGAGAUGGUGGCAGUGGGGACAGGAGCUGUGGCACCCCUGGGGACAGGCCAGUCAGUGGCAGUGCCACCAUGUCUGUCAGGGACAGGCCACCCAGGGCCACUGGGGACAUUGGGGACAGGCCAGGCAGGGGCACUGGGGACAUUGGGGACAGGCCACCCAGGGCCACUGGGGACAAUGGAGACAGGCCACCCAGGGCCAGUGGCAGUGGGGUCGGGCUGCUUAGGGACAGUGCCACCACGCCCAUCAGGGACAGGCCACCCAGGGCCACUGGGGACAGGCCACCCAGGGCCACUGGGGACACUGGGGACAGGCCAGGCAGGGGCAGUGCCACCAUCUCUGUCAGGGACAGCCCAGCUGGUGGCAGUGGCACCGUCAGGGACGUGCCAGUCUCUGUCAGUGCCACUGUCCCCAUCGAGGACAGGCUGGUCACUGUCAGUGCCACUGUCCCUGUUAGGGACAGCCCAGCUGGUGACAGUGCCACUGUCCCCAUAGAGGACAGGCCAGCCAGGGACAGUGGCACCUCUGGGGACAGGCUGGUCACUCAGAGUGGCACCUCUGGGGACAGGCUGGUCACUGACAGUGACACAGUUGGGGACAGGCUGGUCACUCACAGUGACACAGUUGGGGACAGGCUGGUCACUCAGAGUGGCACCGUUGGGGACAGGCUGGUCACUGACAGUGGCAAUGUUGGGGACAGGCUGGUCACUCACAGUGGCACCGUUGGGGACAGGCUGGUCACUCACAGUGGCACUGUUGGGGACAGGCUGGUCACUCAGAGUGGCACCAUUGGGGACAGGCUGGUCACUCAGAGUGGCACCGUUGGGGACAGGCUGGUCACUGACAGUGGCACUGUUGGGGACACGCCCGUCACCGCCAGUGCCACCAUCCCAGUUGGGGACAGCCCGUUCUGGGCCGGUGGCACCCUUGGGGACAGCAGUGCCACCGUCCCCAUCAGGGACUGCCCUUCCAGGGGCACUGCCACCAUCGUGGACGCGCUGGUGACCCUGAGUGGCACCGUGAUGGACAGGAGGAUCCUGGGCAGUGUCACCGUCCCCGUCAGGUGCAGCCUGUCCCGGGGCACUGUCACCAUCGUGGACACGCCCGUGUUUGUCAGUGCCACCGUCCUGGUGGGGGAGUCCAUCCCCAGGGUCACUGCCACCAUCGUGGAGUCCAGGGUGCCCCACCUUGGGGACAUGGUGGCGUGUGGCAGUGCCACCAUGCCUGUCAGGGAGUGUCCCCCCAGGGGCAGCGCCAAUGUCCCUGGUGGGGACUGGUCAGGGAGGGACAGUGGCACACCUGGGGACAGGCCUGGCAGUGGCAGUGGCACCCCUGGGGACAGGCCUGGAAGUGCCACCCCUGGGGACAGGCCUGGAAGUGGCAGUGUCACCAUGUCAGACAGGGAGAGCCCACCCAGGGACAGUGCCACCAUCCCUGACGGGGACAGGCCUGGCAGUGCCACCAUUGAGGACAGGCCUGGCAGUGGCAGUGGACAGUGCCACCAUCCCUGA
Catharus ustulatus (Swainson's thrush) is the source of this 1881-nucleotide messenger RNA. RefSeq lists its product as uncharacterized. The record is from RefSeq and is a predicted model, not a curated record. The coding region runs from base 442 to 1881 and encodes 479 amino acids. Lineage: Eukaryota; Metazoa; Chordata; Aves; Passeriformes; Turdidae. The transcript is spliced from 4 exons.